AUGCAGUUGCAUCUACAAGCAACAAAGAGAGUGUUCAGAUAUUUGAAGGGGACAAUGGACUAUGGCAUUUUCUACAGCAAGGGAGGAAACACAAAGCUGAUGGCCUUCACAGACAGUGACUAUGUUGGAGACUUAGAAGAUAGAAAGAGCACAUCGGGAAAUUUGUUUUUGUUGAGUUCAGGAGCUGUGUCGUGGUCUUCAAGGAAGCAACCCGUAGUCACGUUAUCCACCAUUGAAGCUGAGUUUAUUGCAGCAGCUUCGUGUGCUUGUCAAGCUGUGUGGCUUAGAAGGUUGCUGGAAAAAUUGGAACAUGUUCAAGAAGGGUCCACAGUGAUCUACUGUGAUAAUAAUUCAGCUAUUAAGUUGUCGAAAAAUCCUGUUAUGCACGGUCGGAGUAAACAUAUAGACGUGAGAUUCCAUUUUCUUCGGGACCUUAGUAAAGAUGGGGUAGUGAAGCUGAUACAUUGUGGAACUCAGGAAUAG
This is a messenger RNA of Tripterygium wilfordii, 483 nucleotides long. Its product is annotated as secreted RxLR effector protein 161-like. NCBI's taxonomy places the organism in Eukaryota, Viridiplantae, Streptophyta, Magnoliopsida, Celastrales, Celastraceae. The record is from RefSeq and is a predicted model, not a curated record. The transcript has a single exon. Bases 1 to 483 code for a protein of 160 amino acids.